Molecule: messenger RNA, 1327 nt
Organism: Myxocyprinus asiaticus (Chinese sucker)
Lineage: Eukaryota; Metazoa; Chordata; Actinopteri; Cypriniformes; Catostomidae
Product: actin-related protein 2/3 complex subunit 5-like protein
Exons: 4
Coding region: 246-698 (150 amino acids)
Biological process (GO): Arp2/3 complex-mediated actin nucleation; regulation of actin filament polymerization; cell migration
Cellular component (GO): Arp2/3 protein complex; cytoplasm; actin cytoskeleton
Molecular function (GO): actin filament binding
Source: RefSeq, a predicted model, not a curated record
AUAAAACCCCAACGAAGAAGAAGAAGAAGAGAUACUAAAACAACUCAUGUGGUGGCGUGUGGAAGCAACAUAUAACAUUGUACACCACCGACAUUGGUUGUCGAGUCGUCCAUCUUUGGAUGUAUUCAAUGAGGCACCGACUAUAACUGGAGACUGAACUCUCACGUCAGACCACUGACUCUGUUACUGACACUGUAACAGGGAGACGGGACCACUGUGUGAGUGAGGUGACACUGUGGCUCCAAAUGGCCAAGAACACGCUAUCUUCGCGCUUCAGAAAGGUGGACAUUGAUGAAUUCGACGAGAACAAAUUCGUGGACGAUCACGACGAGGCAGCCGAUCAGCAAGGACCCGAUGCUGUCGAGAUCGAUAACCUUAUCAGGCAAGGGGACAUGAUGUCAGCCCUUCACAUCGCUCUUAGGAACCCUCCAAUCAACAGCAAGAACCCAGCAUUAACGGAAAGAGCACAGACUGUGGUAUUGAGGGUGCUGACAUCCUUUAGGAGCAGUGAUAUAGAAUCUGCUGUUAAAUCUCUUGACAAGAAUGGAGUCGAUCUUCUCAUGAAGUACAUCUACAAAGGUUUUGAGAGGCCCACAGAAAAUAGCAGUGCCAUAUUGCUGCAGUGGCAUGAAAAGGCAUUUGCCAUUGGAGGACUAGGCUCUAUUGUUCGAGUUAUGACAGCUAGGAAGACCGUAUGACUACCCGACCAGACUUGAAAACAAUGUUGCCAAGAGACACUAAGGACAUGAGGCUGGUUUGCUUAUUAUCAGAAUGAAGAGAUCAGGAGAUCUGUGUCUUGAUGAAGAAAACAAAACUAUAAACCGUAAACAUUAGAGAAACACCAAAGCACUUGUUUCAGACUGAAAAAAAAUAUGCUUGUGUAAAAUUGAAGUAGUUUUCACAUGCCAAUAUAUCAUAAAUUAUUGAUAUACUGGCACCAAAAAGAUCUUAAUUAGACAUGGCUUUGUGUAAAAAAAUAAAUAACAAAAAUGAUCAAGAUAAAAUAUACUGUGGAAGAUAAAACAAUCCCAGUGUACAUGCUCUUGAGGUACAUGGGUAAAAACGGGACUCUGCAUAUUUUAAGAUCAGGUGAGUGCAACCACAAGUGAGCCGGUCUAUAUGAGAUUUGUGGAGUUUUAGAUUUAAUGUAGAUUUAAUCAAUGUUUUAUUUUCAUAUUUUAUUUCACAUCUAUGGUCCCAUACUUUUUUUUUUUUUUUUUUUUUUUUUUUGUGCAGAGAUUUAAUAAUGGAACCAGUGAUGUGAACCAAAAGGUCAGAGUGGGGAUGUUUGUAAAGUGCCUGCUACAAUAAAUUAAAUGGAUCUCUU